Aethina tumida (small hive beetle) is the source of this 8417-nucleotide messenger RNA. It is a transcript of the gene unc79, whose product is annotated as protein unc-79 homolog. NCBI's taxonomy places the organism in Eukaryota, Metazoa, Arthropoda, Insecta, Coleoptera, Nitidulidae. The record is from RefSeq and is a predicted model, not a curated record. Gene Ontology annotation, molecular function: protein binding.
AUUAUGUUGAUGUCAAACAUUGGCUAACCGGAUGUUAUGUUUUGUAUGUAGAUAAUAGUGCAGUCAAAGUUUUUUCGGAUGGUGAUAAUCUUAUUUGGCGCAACGACUAUAGACAUGAGAUGAAGAUUAUUGAUUUAUUUCAAAAGCAUAGAGCAAACCCGUGCUAAUUUAAGUGAUUUUAGUAUAAAACGGACUCUAAUGUAUGCAACAGGUCAGAUACAAUAUAGGUCACAAGUAAUAUCCAAUGAUGAAUGUAAGUGCAAGUAGAUAACAUUGAUACGCAUACUUUUUCGGACAUAAGACGAUCACAGACAAGAUGCUGGAUUUUAGCCACGUCUCCAUGUUCCUAUGUUACUGUAGAAUCUUUCAGUUCCCCCUUAUUUUCUACACUUAUUGAUCUGUAAUGGAAUAACGAAGCUGUUCCCCAUGUUGAAGAUUCCCGCACGUUUUAAACAAUGUGAUCUCAGUGUAUCCCUUGCCUUUGAUUAUUGUGACUGCAUUGUCAACAUGGGUACUCGGGCUGCUGCAUUUACAGCCAAAAUUCGCAGCUUAUAUGACUUCCAAUUACGGCUUAUGCAAGGGGUACAACCCCCACCAUCUGGAGUUGACAUAGCAAACACAUUAAAAUAUUUUACAUCAACAUUGCUCACUGUCCUAAAAGAUGUACCCAAUUCUCCAUUUGAUCUAAUAAAAAAUCCAGAAAUGGAUGCAGUCCGCAUGGGUCUUUUUCCUUCCUUGGAUUACAAAGCUCUUUACAAUGCACUGGUCCCUUUAAUAGAAGUCGCUCCUUUGAUUCAAAUUGGUCUUCACCAUUUCGGCCAACACAUUUUACAAGUUUUAGGUUGUAUCCUUCCAUUUUUAGAACAUGAUUUCAUAGAUAAUUUACCAUACCUAACGGCAUCUUCCAUAGCAGUUCUUCCAAGUAAUUUACAUCAAGAAAUUGUAAACACCCUUUGUUUCUACAUACUACCUUUUACAAUAACCCGAAAAACUGAUAACGAAUCAGACAUAUCGCAAUCUGUGUCUGCUGUAAUCAUGAUGGUAUUUCAAUAUUCAACAAAUCCAGCUCAUCAUUGCCAAUUGUUAGAAUGUCUCAUGACGUUUAAGCAGAACAUUUUAAAAGAUAUAUUGAGCGUAAUAGCGUACGGUACUUCAACAGCAAGGUCUUCAGCUGCCAAACUUCUUUUCUACUACUGGCCCACUUUUAAUGCUAAUUUAUUCGACCGCAAAAACCUUAUCUGCAAGUUUGCUGAUCCUGCUCCCUUCGUGUGUCAACGAGAUUCUUGUCCAAACUCAGGAAAUGCCGAAGCUGCCAAAGUUUGUUAUGACCAUUGCAUUUCGAUAACUUUUGCCAGUGACUCCCCGCCCCCACUUUACCUUUGCAUCGAGUGUGCAAACGAAAUUCACCGGGAACAUCCAAACCAAAUGUUUUUUGAUAUUUUACACCCCAUGCAACAGGUCUCAAUGGUGUGCGAGAACAAGAACUGCAGAUCCACCGACAAGUCGGCAAUAUCAAUAUGUUUUUCAACGGAAUGUGCAAGUUAUAACGGAAACCAUCCAAUAAGAUAUUGUGAGCAGUGCCAUAACAACAGACAUAAUAACAGGAGAGGAGGUGACCACAUAGUCCACAAAAGUAUUCCACCAACGUGGAGCAUGGAUGCAGAAAUGCAAACUUACAUGGUGGAGGCCAUUGUCAGCUUGUUGAAAGAGGCCAAAGAGCCGUCAGUAGAAACAAAAGAGAAUACUGAAGGGAAGAGCCCACUUCCUUCUCUAGAUAACAUAACAGUCGAAGAGAGACAACUGUUGGGCAGAUACGGUGUGUGGUUGUUGGUGGGAAGGUGUACACCAGCUGAAAAUACACCUGUUGAGGUUUUAGGAAGGCUUAUAGCAAUGCUUUUUCAUUGGUUUCAUAUGACAGCUUACUCAUAUGAUGGUAAACCAAAUUAUUUUCAAAAUCUCUGCUCAUAUUAUCUUGCGUUUUGUACAGGACAAGAAGAAAGUACCUUAGAGAAACUAAAGACUGAAAACGUAUGUGCUUGGCUGAGGGAAAUCAGCAAAAGCCACUAUAACCUUUUUAUUUCUUGUCUGCUACCACAUCCACCAGAGUAUGCACGAAUUGGGGGGCACUGGGAUACCCUAUCCUCUAGAACCUCUCAUUUAAAAGAUGGUCUCAAUAGAUUAUUUUGUCUAGUACCUUAUGAAGUUAUAACCCAGGAAAUCUGGGAUUACAUUAUGCCUCAUUGGAUGGAAGCAAUAGUUAAUGAUGUUCCCGAAAAAGAACUACCCGAGUUACGUAUCAUACUCAGUAAAAUUCUGGACACCGAAAUGAGUCCACUCGGUUUCGAUGCGAAAAAAAUGUAUCAAUUUGUGGCCUUCCGAUUUCAAAAAACAAGUGCCAAAAUGCAAGAACAAGCGUUGCACUGGCUGUUGAUUUUAACUCUUUUGGAAAUUGUUAUACCGCUUCAUCUUUUAUUUAAUAUAUUCGGCGAAGGAAUAUCGUAUAUGAAAAAUGGCGGAGAUGAAAUGAAUGUCGUGGAUGAUGAGAAGUCUUUUAAAUAUCAAGAAUCGAACAUUUUCGAGGGACCAAAGGACACUAUUUGUAAGUAUCGUACUUCUACUAAACAGAAAACUAACAAAUUAAUUGCAGCUCAUCUUGCUGAAGAUGCAGAUUCAGCCAAGACAUCCUUUUCGGACGAAGACAAUCGAUUAUCACAACAUACUGAUUUGGGGUCAGACUCCGAGCACAAUUUGUCCGGUUGCAUAUUAAUGUUAGAUAUUUUAUUAAAACAAAUGGAACUGCAAGAUAUAGAUAAACAUACGGGUUUAAAUUCUUCACUCUGCAAAGAUGUGUGCUGUUUAUUAAAGUGUAUGAUAACAUCGGCUUGGAUAGGAAACCAUUCAUGUCACUCAAAAUCCGAAUGUACUUAUUGCGAAUCAAGUAUAAUGUGGCAUCAAUUGGCACUUCAACUGGUUAAGUACCUGUCACCGAUUUAUCCGGCUCAUCCACCAGAUCCACCAAUCGAAGACAGCUGGGAAGAAUUGAGUAGAAAGAGUCCUCCAGAGAGCGACAAAAAGGAAUCUAAGUCGGAUGUAGUCCUGAGCAUACCCGAAGUACACUCAGUUGGAGGCGUUUUAGUACAUAUGCCUCAUGUGUGUUCUAUCAUGACUGCCACUGUGGAAACGGUUUCUGAACAGCUAGAUCUGGCUGCUAUUAUCCCUGCGGAAAAGGUGGUAUCCGCAGUAGCCAGGGCGAUAACACUGUCGGAGUCUGACGUCGCUACUGCGACGGCGACGACUUUAGCAAAACCACAAGUUAUAGGUGAAAAUGAUGAGCCAGUUGAAACGGAUUCAGGAGAUGAUUUAGAUCAUUUUUGGCAAACGUCAGUUGGGAAAUUUAAGUUUUCUGUCGACGAUUUGCCAACGCCUCUUCAAUAUAUACACCAAUUACUCCAAGAGCUUUCGAGGAUAAAUAAACCAGAUAUUUUGUACUACAUGUUGCAGUGCCUCAAUAUUUUAAUUUUACACGGUGACGCGUUCACGAAAGCGUCUAAAGAACAUCGAGGAUUUUUUAUUUGGUGUCAAGAAAAUUUAAUUAUCAAAAAUUUAUGGGAAUUGUGCAAUUCAGAACAUUCUCAUAUAUGUCAGGAAGCUGUACCAAUUUUACUCCACUGUAUUACUUUGCCAGCUGGUUCGGACGUGUUUUGGCGAGUAAUACAAGAGGACUUUCAUAGUACAGAAUGGUGUGUUCGAUUCACUGCCGUUGAAAGAGUUACCGUAAUUGCUAGAUUUAUGGACUCUAGUCCAUUAAGAAAUGUUCCACCAUUACAGGCUGCUUUAGCCAAUGCCUUCUGCUAUCUGAUAUCUUCGAUGGAUGAUAGCAAUGUAUACGUCGCACAAAGAGCAACCUUAUACUUAGGGACUAUCCAUGAUUUUGCAAUAAAAGCCUUGAUUAUGUGUUUAGAAACUCAAUUUGAUACUGUUAUCGUUGAUCGUCCAAUGGUGUUGCAGUCUCUCUACCAGUUACACAAUUCAUUAAGUGAUAGAAAGAUUCUCUCGUGGGACUUCUUUCUUAAUAGGUUUGAUACAUUGUUUAUUGAAGCACAAAUUAGUUUAGAACGCUCUGGUGAUAUUUCUUACUUAAGAGAUUUAAGAAAUUCAGAAGUAAAUAGUGAACAUUUAAUCCGUAAAAUUCAGAGAGCAAAUGAAGCUUUGUCUCAAUCAGAUGGGAGCGCCGCCAGUUCUGUAAAAACUUUAAGUGCUAGUUUUGGCACGAAGUGGCCUUACAAAAGGACUAUGUCCGCACCAGCGUCCAUUGUGCCUAGGCAUGAGAGCAAAGUUUUUACAGAGACGAAAGAAAAAGUAUACAGCAGACAAUAUUCAGCUCCAAUAUUAAAAAGGAAAAGCUCACGUUUUGGACUGGAUGGCCAAACCCAUUCGUUGAAUACCGUUGAUGAUCAGAAUAUUACGACGUUCUUACAACGAAUCAUCGAUCUUGAAGAAACUGACAAAGAAACAAUGCAUUUGUUAGUAUUUCUUCUAAUGCAGUUUCUAUCCAGAUCAGACCAAGCGUAUCCCUCUGAAGACAAGAAUCUUUCAAAAAUCCAAAAUAUUCUCUUACGACAUCUGUAUUUGCUUUUGGGAUAUAAUCAAAGUGAUAGAGGGUUGUACUUGCCUCCACAAAGGUUAAGAUCAUCUCCUGCCUUUAGUGUAUUUUUGUCAAAUCUUCCACAGUUAAUGGAUCAAAAUCAUUUAAUGGGUAGACAAGUUUUGCCCACUUGUUUAAUAAUUCUUCAGUACGCUCCCUCCCCUUACUAUAUGCAAAGCACUGUAGAGUUCCCGCAGCCGACUUACAGUCUUUGGGCCUUAGAACCACAUUUUAGGAAAAACUGGUUAAUGUCAUUAGUUGUUUUAUUAUACAAGUAUCAGUAUAAUACUCAACCAUAUUCAAUGCAUUUAGUAUCUCUAAUAAGAAUAGUGUUGAAUACCCUAGAUUCUCAAUAUCAUCAUUGUAGAAGAAUACCAGCAACUAUUAUUAUGGGAGCGCCCCCAUCUAGAUCAAGAGAUGUUAGUCAGCCAUCAUUAGGUACAGAAGUAGAUCAUCCAGAAAGGACAACUCCUCCAUUGUCCCCUAUGUAUUAUUCAGACGGACAAUCCAUACAAGUUUCAGUUAGUUCAAGAGGUGGCAAAGCCCAAGUACUUUAUGCGAAACCCUCAUCAACUACAAGUAUGGAAACACAUUGGGAAGAGGCAAUAUUAGCAUGUAGACCUGAGAAAAAAUGGGACAAACCAAAACAAAUAAAACCUGAUGGUAGCAUCGAUAAUGAUGAUACAGAAUCUGAAUUGAUAGCUAUUCCUGAGAGUGAUCUAUCCGAUAGUACCUUACAUGGUAGUGUUCAAGACUCCUUCGAAGAAGGUAGUGAAUCAUGUUGCAAUAAAGAUAAAGCUUUAGUCAAAACUCAGGAUUUAGAAACAUCUUCUAUAAAAUCUCCAAGAGAAUCUUAUGUUAGUUGUAUUGUUGUUAAUAAGCAAAGGCCUACUUGGAUAAUAGGAAGUGAAGAUGAAUCACUUAGAUCAUGUGAUAACAAAAAAUCACCAGAAUAUUGCUCAAAAAAUUCUACCUCAUCUGUCAAUUUAAAUCGUGUCUACAAUUAUAAUCAUAUAGCAAACGACGCACAAAAGAAUACUGCUCCUAUUAAUAACGACACAAGUUUAGUUGGAAAGGUGACACCCAUGGGCAAACAUAAAAAAGUGAUCGAGCCUAGUAUAACCCCAGUAUGUACUCCGGUUUCUGAUUGCGAUGAUUGUUAUAAAAAUAAUCAAACCUUAUUACCUACCCCUUCACUUGAAAGAUUAUUACCCAUAGGAGCUACAAGGAUACCAGAUUCUCCUAAAGAAGUAUUUUCACCCACAUUAGAAGCACAAUUAGAAAUACCUAGUCAAGAACGGUUACUACCUAUAGGAACCCAUUCAAAGGAUGUAUCUCAGUUAAUAGAAAAAGUUAGACAUGUCUUAGGAAUGAAUCCUCCAACAACAAAACAAGACAAUAAGAAAAUAGAUAAACCAAAAUAUGAGCAUCAAUGCCACAGCCCUAGAAGACUCAUAAAACAAGUAGCUUUAGAGAGUCCCCCAAAUAAUCUGGAUAUGGACGAUAAUUUCUUUAGAACUAUCAAGCCAGAAAAUCAAAGAGAUGCCAUAGCGAACCACAGACAACGUAUGAGAAAAGUAGGACCAUUUACCAUGGGCUCAUAUUCUUCCCAUGAUCCCAGGAGACCAGGAGCGUGGUUUAGUCCACAACUAUCUCCAAAAUUAAGCAAUUUAGAUAUUAAACAAAGUUCAUUUAGAAUAGGAGAUGAGUGUGUAAAUGACAGAUGUUCAGAAUGUGGAACAGUUAAAGAAGAAUACAGUGACGAAGAAAUUGGUCUCUGUAUUGUAACCUUGGGCACAUUUAUCCAUAGGGAACCAGCUUUAGCUGCUCCACUUUUGCCAGAUAUAUUAAGCAUUGUUUCAAAAGUUGCCACGAAUGCUAUGUAUCCUUGGCAAAGCGAAAGCAAUAUUCAUCUUCCAGGUGGUGCCGUCAGUGUGGCUCAUCAAUUUUUAAGAUGCGUGUUGCAUCAAUUGGCGCCCAACGGUGCCUUUACACAAAUGUUUCAAACUAACGCAAGUGAACCAAUUAGGAUACAGUUCUUCAAAAGUGUUAUACAGGCUUUAAUUGACUUCAAUGAAUUAAGCCCAGUUGCACCUUUGCAGUUGUUAUUAGAGACUUUAAAUACAAAUAGAUCACUACCUCUAGAAUUGUUGCCCACUAUUUUGCAAAAUAUGGCCUGUUACUUAAAUUGUUUGCCCAUAGAAGCUACAUUAGGAGCUAAUGCACCUCUGUGGAGCACGGUGUUACAACAGUUGGAAACUUUAUAUAGGAAAGUACUAUUUUUGGUACAUGCCAAAGAGGAGAUUUUGCCUUCAUUAAUUAAAAUAAUGACCUCAAUAUUUAAAGUACCUUUGAUUUCUCAAUUUAAAGGUAUUUUAGAACCAUUUUCGAAGGUGUUAAGUUAUGCUAUACAGAAGCAAACAUUAGAGUACAAUAAUUUGGUUGAAAUUUGUUUCCUAUGCAACAGAGCAUUCACAAAGGAAAGAGACAAGUCAAUAUUGAGCCGAAUGAUCGUGUUUGAGUUAGUUCAAGCAUUAAAAUUUAAGUCAACAAUGCCUGACUCAAAUUUAUUAAUGAUAAUUAACCUUAUUCUACAAGAUGUGGGAGGAUCAAUACCAUCAAAUGUAUCGAUAAAAGAUUGCCCUGCUUUUUCUUUGGAGUACAAUCCUAUAAAUACGGGUAUUUCAGAAUGUAUGAAAGUGAAUUUAGGUGAGAUUUUAGAAUUUCUAACCGAUUUUCAUACGAUUUCAAAAAUGAAGAGCUAUUGCAGAGGAGUAAACGUUGGACUUAAUGAAGAUACUCUAGGUGGUAUUAUAAAGUGUAGCAUAGCUCAAUACUUAGCACUAGAGAUAACCAAAGGAAAUGGUAGAGACAACAGAGCUGUAACAAGAUAUUUUCCUUGGUUAUACAAUACAACGAAUACACAACAAAGUCCAAGAGAAUUUCUAGAAUGUAUAGCGCAUAUUAGAUUAUUGUCUUGGCUAUUAUUAGGGUCUUUAACGCACACAGCACUCCAAAAUACAACCCAUGGUCAAAGUACAAGUUCUCCAAUACCCCAAGAAGCCUCUUGCCAAAUAGCAGACCAUAUAUCAGUAAUAAUGGCAGGUUUCGCAGAGCAGUCAAAGGCGUCCGUCCUACAUAUGUCAUCUUUAUUUCACACAUUUAUAUUAUGCCAGUUAUGGACAGUGUAUUUAGAGCAAGGCCUAAACAGUCACAUGCCUAUAUCAGAACCUUAUAAUGUGACUAUGAACAUACUGUUUGACUUUUGGGGAAAAGUGACACCUUGCAUAUUGAACUUGGUCCAACAGUCAAAAAUGCUGAGCGAAAUAGUAAGUCUUCACUUUCUGAGUAUGUUAGAGGCACUUCUAGAAUGCCAUUCAACAUUUGUGGGAAAAUUACUGCCUCUAUGGACACCAGUUCUCUGUUCAAGUCACGUACAGUUGCCUGGCCAUUUACAAGUACGGCUUCAGAAUUGUAGAAACUUCCCCCCAAUAUUGUACACAGAAGUUCUCCCUGAAAAGUCCAAAUUCAACCUACCAAAUCCUGUAUUAUUGAAGUGGUUACAAAGACUGCAAUUCAAAAUGGGACAAAUUGAACUGCAAUCGUCGACGGCUACGCAGUUUUAUUCCUUGUAGUUAAACGGGAAAUGUUUUAUUGGUAAAAAACUUAAGCAAAAAAUUGUUGAAACAGUACAUAAGUUUAUUUAAUGAAAUUAAUAACAAUUUAUACAUGAAGAAUUAUUGUUGUAAUAAAGUUAUAAAUUUAUAAAUCG